This is a messenger RNA of Alligator sinensis (Chinese alligator), 7327 nucleotides long. RefSeq names its product exo/endonuclease G (gene EXOG). Gene Ontology annotation, molecular function: 5'-3' exonuclease activity; metal ion binding; nucleic acid binding. Bases 1 to 960 code for a protein of 319 amino acids. The record is from RefSeq and is a predicted model, not a curated record. Gene Ontology annotation, cellular component: mitochondrial inner membrane; nucleus. Gene Ontology annotation, biological process: apoptotic DNA fragmentation. Lineage: Eukaryota; Metazoa; Chordata; Crocodylia; Alligatoridae. The transcript is spliced from 6 exons.
AUGUUUGUGAUGGAGAGAGAGAUGCGGCCGCCGGCGCUGGAGGAGUUCGGGCUGCCGGACGCCGGAGCCGAGAGCAGGACGUACCUGAACCACGCGCUGUCUUACGACCAGGCCAAGCGGAUCCCCAGAUGGGUGGUGGAGCACGUGUCCCAACUGAAAACCCUAGGUUCUGCAGACCGAAAGCACUGUAAGUUCAAACCAGAUCCUAAUAUCCCUCUAAUGUUUAGUGCUGUCAAUGAAGACUACUUAGGGAGCGGAUGGUCACGAGGACACAUGGCACCAGCAGGAGAUAACAAAUUUUCAACGCAAGCUAUGGCUGAAACAUUUUAUCUCUCCAACAUUGUGCCUCAGAAUUACGAGAAUAAUGCUGGAUUUUGGAACAGAAUGGAAAUGUAUUGUCGGGAAUUGACAAAGAGAUUUGAGGAUGUUUGGAUAGUUUCAGGACCUUUGACCUUGCCUCAAACAGAUGAUGAUGGAAAGAAGAGAGUUACCUAUCAGGUAAUUGGAAAAGAUGACGUGGCCGUGCCAUCACACCUCUACAAGGUGAUCCUUGCCCGACGAAGCAAAACGUCAGCGGAGCCCCUUGUGCUGGGAGCCUUUGUGGUGCCCAACAACCCCAUAGGCUUCAGUCACCAGCUGCCUGAAUACCAAGUUAACAUCGAAGACCUGGAGAAAAUGUCAGGACUGGUUUUCUUUCCACAGGUAGACAAAACUAAGGAUGUUAAAAAUCUCUGUGAUGUGGACACCUGUAAGCUAAUAGGGUUUAAGGAGUUCACGUUGUACCUUACUGGCCGAAAAGUGCAGAGUGCCAGAACGCUGCACAGGCUGGAAAAGGCCAUGUCAGAGUUAAGGGAAUCGGGAGUUGAGCCUGACGAAUAUCUAAUGAGGGUCUACAAGAAGAAGGAAGAGGAACUCGCUCAGCAAGAGCCGCGGGAAGCUAGAGAAAGGAAGACUGGCUGAAUGUUUGUCUCAGAAAACCGCUUGAGAAUAUGUUCUCCCCGAGCUGUACAUCUGUGCGUGCACGCUCCUUUCGCAUUUUGGGCCUUGGCUGUUCAAAGAAAUUGUCAAAACAAUUGCGAGAGAAUGAAAAUUGAUGGAUUUGGGGGGAUAAUGUUCAUUCAUUCUCCUGUAAUAUGAUGCAGGUAUGACUUGCUAAAGUACUUUUGCUAUGAGAAGUGAAAGUGACCCCUUCGCAGCAUGCUAAGAGACCUCUAGAAAAGGCGGCGGUGUACUAUUUUCUAAAGCCAACGUCAGACUUGGGUUUUGAACGGAAUCUCUUCUAGGAACGUUAUAAAAAUAGACAGUGGACACCUUGGUAGUAUAACUGGAACAUGUCUAAAUGUAACUCACCCUGUAGAUGUCUUUGAAAAUGAUGCGGUGGAAGCAAUGGUAUUAUUAUGGGGGCUGGUUGAUGAAAGAAAUACAGAAUGGUGUGGGAUUUUAUUGGCAUGUUUUCUUUUGUCUUUUUUUAAGUGUCCAGUAACCGAUACCUAACCUAACCUCUGUUCAUUUGUUUUCCUCCUGCAGUUGUAUUUGGGAUUUUAAAAUCUCUCUCUUCUCCACAUGCUCAUAUACUUUUAAAUGAGUUUCACUGAAUUACGCAUUCCUGACAAAGAGCAAUAGUUCCUUUUCCUUUUGGAAAGGGCUUUUUCUUACAACACAAUGGUUUUAGGGAAUCCUAACUUACACUAGCUGUCCAGUGGUAUUGGUAUUACAGUUGUGCUCUUCUCACUCAUUGUGAGACGAUUAAAAAAAAAAAGUCAGAGGCAGUAAAUUGUGGCAGUGAUGUUAGCAACACGAGUUAACAAAAAAUGAAAAAAAUUAAGAAAAUAUGAUUUAGGUGCUAUCAUUAUGUUUGGGUUUUGCUGUAUUUCAUUCAGCUUGGGCCAUGAAUGAUGCAUUUUGAUUGAGUUUGUAGUCACUUAGUGACUGUAACACACUUGUUCAGUACUGCAACAUCUGAGCUGUUAUCUACAGGGAAACUUUUAAAAUCAAACGAUUAUUUGUUGACAGUAAUUUUUAAAAAGUAAUAGAAUCUUUACUUUUUAUGUUACAGUAUUUUUAUUCUGCAAAUCCUAACUUUCAGGCAUAAAUUAAUGGAGCCUUUGUUCAUUGAACUUCUUGUAUCUGGACUAAGGUGGCAAAGAAAGCAAACAGCAAAACUGACCAUGUUUUUAGAUUUGGAAUGAUACAGUCCUUGGGUUACAAAUUCGUAGCAAUACUCCCUCCAGUUUACAGAUGAGAAGACUGAGGGACUAAUCAAAGAUGGGUCUUGCGCUCACGUUGGGUCAUAUUGCAUUAGGUGAUUACCAAAAGCAGGGAGAAGCUGAUUCAGGAAUAUUACGCCAACCAGGCUUAGUCUUGUGCUAUAAUAACACCUGGCUUACAGUACCUUUCAUGUAGAUAGUGCAUUUUACCAGCCAGUGUCAAACUCUUCAUAAGCAGACUGCUUUAUUUAAAAGCAGUUAAGGUUGCCGUGACAACCUUAUAUUUACCUACCUACCUCAUUAUUUAUAGGAGCCAAGACUUAAAAGCAAGGAAUUAUUAGAUAGUGAGGGUCAUUGUAAACCUUACUGCCCACGUCACACAAGCAAAGGGCAAAAUCCCGAUAAACGUGCCAGUGGAUUAGGAUGUCAUAUGUUCAUCUUCUCCAGUUUGGAAAAAAAGCACAGUACUCUAGAGCACAGCAAGCCACGUCGUGCAGCUCCUGCUAACAGAGGCAGCAGAGGGGCUGGCUCCUGGGACGUGUGCUGCAAAGUGUCAUGGGCAAGGAGCUAGGACUAGAGAUGGACUCACACUUGUGUGGUGGCUUCUCAGGGCGGGACGGGUCUUGCCGUCAGCAGGUAGCCAAGGACUUCACAAUUGCCCAGUGUGGAGCUGGUGGAAGCAGCUGGCUCCCCCCAUCUUGACAGAUGGUCACAAUUUGUGUUUGCCUGGUUGCAAAAGGACACACCCUGUAUAUCUAACAGGUGGUGAUCAUUGUGGUGGGAGGCAAGGCUGCUGUUUUGCUGGAUCCAGAUUCCAGUUGCUUAUUAUCCACCCCUCCCAGGCAGGUGCAUCAAGUGAUGGGAGACAGAGUAUGGUGUAACUCUUCACGAGGAGGCCGAUAAACUAACCCCCUGCCUCCUCACUGGUCUGUUAAAACUAUAUUCUACCUCAGCCUCACAGGCAGGACAUUACAUGGCAGCAGGGAGUCCUUUCAUUGCCCAGGGCCUCUUUUCUGUCCUCUAAGUCAGUGGUUCUCAAUCUUUUUUCCUACCAGGACCUAUUUGCAAAGAACCAUGGCCUGUCCUGACCCACAUCCCCCUGACCCUGCUGGUGUCCCUCACUCCUGACCUGCAGCCCCCCCGUCCCCCCAGCUACCCCCAUUCUGCUUGGGCCAGAGCGCGAGCAGCGAGUACUACCCCUGUCCCAACUCUGCCGAGCAGCAAGUAUGAGCGCUGACCCUGUACUACGGGUCCAGGCACACAACUCCCAGCUGCAAAGGACCACCCCUGCCCCCUUUUCCCGAUGAAGAGCCAGGUGCCUUCUCCCCCUGCCCUGCCACAGCCCCGUGCCCGACCACUUCCCAGCACCGGCAUGCGUGCACAGCACCUCCCACCCCACAAGACAGUUCCCCUGGACCUCCGGCCUCCGCUCCUCAUACACUUACCUGCAUCCCGUGGUGGGACCUGCUCCAAUGACCCAACCUCACUGUAUGCUGUCCACGUGGGGCUGCAUGCACAGACACACGUGCCCAUUGUCUCCAAUCGUGCCAAGCAGCCCCUUGCAGGCUGGAACACUGCCAGCUUGGAAGGGGAAACCCAUGCUUUUGCAUCGUUUUCUGGGACUUGCUCGUGACCCUUUCAAAUAUUGCAACCCACAUUUGGGGCGCGACCCACCGGUUGAGAAACACUGCUCUAUGUUAAAACUCUUGCCAGUGUAACAUUUUAGCAGCAAGCAAUAGCAUAAAGCCAUGACCCUUUCCUUUGGAGGCAGGCAUCUUUGAGCAGAUGCUCCUUAGUUCAGCAUCUAUUCUAGGCUGAUAUGCACUCCUGAAUUCCUAUAGGGCCUGAUUAGCAUUAUUUUUCACCCCAACUGCCUUGCCAUGUGGUGUAUAUGCCUGUGAUUUUUUUUUCAGCUCCAUUUGAGUGUGGUCAUUCUGCUUUGUCUCCCCUUACAAGACUGUAGCAGGUGCAACCAUCAAGCCCUUGGCAAAUGGUUAAAAAAAAUCAUUGUUUGUCCCAGGAAAAACACAUCCAGGUACAAUUAUAAUCAGAUGCACUUACUGUGCUGAUUUCACAGUUUGAGGUAAUAAUUUUGGAGACUGUUUUAUAACAAAACUAAUUUAUCCCCUCUUGCUGUAAUGAGGCUUUCUAAGAGAAACAGAAAAAUACAGCACUAAAAAUGGCAUCUAUUCCCCCCCCAAACAAAUUACUUCUGGAUAUUCUCUGAGCUACCUACAUGUUGCUUCAACAUGCCAUACAUUAAGCACUAGUGCCUCAGCUAUAUUAUUUUCUGUAUCAUUUUCAUCCCUCAUCUGUCCUUUUGUUUUGCAGACGUGACCAUAUGACACAUGGAUGUAUGCUUGUUAUUUCUUUGGGUAAAUUUACACCAUAUUUAUAGCAGUGGGGAGUUGUACGGUGUGUAUCUGCUCCUUGCUUAUUCCAGGAACGUAGACAAGCCCUAAGUGUGGUAAGAGCCACUGCUGGCAAAUGCUAGGACCUGCGUGCUGUGCGUGUCGGCAUGUUGAGCUCUAAAGCUGUGUAAAAGAAUUGUGACAUCAUGACAUCUCUACCCCUCUCUUUUUCUGCUGUUCUCCAGCAUUCGUACGAGAUUUGAUUCAGAACAUAGGAGUUGGUAAGCAGUGGUUCAAAUACUGAGGAAUACAUGCUAUUCUCUACUGGUUUAAGCAGUGCACUUUCUAAUAAUAACUGACGUGAAUCUGGAUCCAGCAAUACAGCAGCCUUGCCUCCCACCACUAUGAUCCCACCUGUUAAAUAUACAAGGUUUGUGUCCUUUUAAGUAGAUGCAUUUCUACUUAGUUGGGGGGGGGGUGUCUGUGUGUGUGUGUGUUUGCACGCUGCAACUCACCAUCUUCUGUGUAUAAUGUAAAUGCAGGUCUGGUGUUUGGCCAUUUGGGGGCAGUCAAAACCUACAACAUACUCGGCUGCUGUGUAGCCAGGACCACAUGAACUUCAGGAGCCUGAAUGUUUGGGGCUACAAGCGGCAUAGUCCUAAAACUGCCUUUCCUGCUUAUAAUGUUGCUAUACAUGUUUUUAUGAAUUAGUGUUACAUUUACUGUAUUAGACAGUAGUGCAAAAUGCAAGCCAGUGACUUUCCUAGCUUUUUUUUGUGGAUGGGGCAUUGAGAUGGCAGGGAUGAAGCAACAUACCUGCAUUAGAUUUACCAGCAAGGUUGGUUCUUCAUUUUUUAUAUCUUGUGCUAAGCCGACUUCAAGUCCAGCUUCUUUACGGGUGUAAUUGCAGCUGAGUAUGUAACACACUAUAAAUGAUGCAGAUAUUUUAUAAUACCAUUAAAUUGUACUUAUGAAUACUGUAGACUUGCAAAUGUUUUGAAACUGGGUUUUGAUUUGUUUGUAUAGCCAUUAGUUGGGUUUGGUAUUAGGAUAUCCCAGUUGUUACAGAACCACCUGGAGGCCUAUUUUGCUGAGUCCUGUACGGGCAUGAACACGCUGUCGGGCAGGUCCUACCUUGCAGAGCUCGUUAUCUUUAAGAGGCAAGGCAAGCAAAGAACAGGAAGAUGUGAAGAGCUGGAUCCGCAGAAGGUACUUGCCACACCUAACUUUCAGGUGCCCCGUCUCAUUGGGCACCUGACGCAUGGAGAGUGGUGCCUAAGAAGGAAAUGCAUAGCUAGCAGGCUGAGCAGGGAGCAAAGCUAGCCAGUAGCAAAUGCUGAGAAGAGUAGACAGCCUCUCCUGGAGGUAGCCAUCUAGGCCAGUCCUUUUUCAUAGAACUCACCUUUCCUCCCCUGCUGCCCUAACCCUCUGUUUCCUCUUAUCGGCUUAUGCAGGUGAUUAGGGUGGUCACUGGGAGGGUGGUUUUUUGGCUCCCUGCUCUGUGUGAUUUCGAGUAGGUACUCAAAACCCAACUUCUAUCUCAGGUGGAGAGUAGCACUGCCAGGCUGCUGGGCAUUCAGAGGACUGGGCACCUCAAUUACUGGGGUUCAAGCUGCUCCACGAACGGACCAAACAAACUUACUCGCAGUUAGACUUGUCACCUAAGGGACUAGAAUAUGUGGGUUCAAAUUGCAGCUCUGAAUCAGAAAACGGGAGAGGUAAAAACUGGUUUGCCUCUCAGAGGUAAAUGCCCUGGCCCCUGAGCUAUUGCAGCAAUGGGACGUGGACACCAGGCCAGCCCUGACAAGCCUUUUGUGCAACGCCCAAGCCAUUAGUUGUGCUCUGGAAACACUACUGAAUUAAGUAGGUUGAAAUAGUACCCAGGUGGUUAGUGUGUUAAGUGCUUCAUAAGCAACCCAACACCCUGUCCACCCGGGUACGAGCUCCCCUGCCACUUAUGGAUUAAACUAAACAGGAUUUGCUCUGGAGCUGGACGCUUUAAUGCCACACUCUAUAAGAUGGCUUAAAGGACAGUGCAAUAUGUGAGUGUGGCAAUGCACCAGAGACCGGUCACCACCUCCUCACGUGUGCAGCAUACCCGCGCACCCACAGUGAGGACCUGGCAAGUUUAAUCCGUAAAGCAGUUGUGUGGCUCCGCCACGUUAAUGAUGUGUAGAGGGGGAAUGAAGUAUAUGAGAGAAGACGACGACUGAAUUGGGUCUCACGAGCAGGAGAACCGGGGGUGGGGGGCCGCGUACUUGGCAUUAGCUCUCCAAGUACUGCAGUGAGGUCAGGGCUUAGGUGGGUCUUCACAUGCCCACCAGCAGCUGCUUCAUCAGCUUGAGCAUUUCACCAGCCAAACACUGAUCCGUGAGGACUUGCAGUGCCUACGAGGUGAGGUGCAGCUGAGCGGAGGUUAUGAGACUCCAAGUGACAGCCAAAUGUUGGAGUUGAGUCAUGUGUGCUGCCCUCCACCCUCUUGUUGCGGACAAGGGAGAUGCAGUUGUGGCGUUCAGCUGUUUGGGGGGCAGUCAACACGGAUGAUGGAGUUGGCUGCUCUGUUUCCAGUAGCGCACCAGCCUGAGCGUUCACUUGGGGCUACAAGCAGACUAUUGCUUCCACCCUGUUGGACUGGCUUCAGUGCCAAGGGGCAAAGAUAGAUGUUGGUUUUACCGCCUUGCCUUCAGUUGCUUGAACCUGGGGUUACCAUAUUUCCAGUUGAAAAAAAAGAUGAUGGGGGCAGUGAUAUGCUGGUGCCCUGCCCCCACC